Molecule: messenger RNA, 946 nt
Organism: Cucumis melo (muskmelon)
Lineage: Eukaryota; Viridiplantae; Streptophyta; Magnoliopsida; Cucurbitales; Cucurbitaceae
Product: pentatricopeptide repeat-containing protein At1g62350-like
Exons: 2
Coding region: 1-729 (242 amino acids)
Biological process (GO): chloroplast organization; Group II intron splicing
Molecular function (GO): RNA binding; protein binding
Source: RefSeq, a predicted model, not a curated record
AUGAAAUCUACUCUAAUGGGUCGUCUUCAACUCCAUUUUCCUCAAUUGGGUCUUCGCCAAAACCUCACAAACCGAAGCCUCCAUUGUUGUACGGCAGCUCCACCUCCAAAUAUCAUUUGUGGCCUCAGAAAGGGUUUGAAGAAGCCCUUAGGGAGGUCAAGGGUGCCCUCCAAUGAGGCAAUUCAAGCAGUUCAAUCUCUCAAGCUUGCUAAAUGUACCUCCAAAAUGGAAGACGUUAUCAAUACCAAGCUCAGCAGAUUGCUUAAAGCAGACUUGUUUGAUGCUCUGACUGAAUUACAGAGGCAAAAUGAAUUGGAAUUAUCGCUUCAGGUCUUUAAAUUUAUGCAAAAUGAAGAAUGGUACGAGCCAGAUUUAAGGUUAUACCAUGGAAUGAUUAUGAUGAUGGGAAAGAACAAAAUGAUUGAAAUGGCUGAAGAGGUCUUUCAUAAGUUAAGAAAGGAUGGGUUAGAACCAGACACAAGAGCUUUCAAUGAAAUGAUGGGAGCAUAUCUGCAAGUGGACAUGAUCGAAAGAGCGGCUGAUACAUACAGAUUGAUGAUAGCUUCAGGUUGUACUCCAGAUAAACUGACUUUCAAGAUCUUGAUAAAGAAUCUUGAGAAAUUUAAGGAAGAAUUUGCUAUAGUGGUGAAGAAAGACUGUCAUGAGUACUUGGAUAAUCCUCAGAAGUUUUUCAACGACGAAGGGCAGAAACUGACGACGAAAGGUUGAAUUCUUUAAACAUGCAGUUGGGUUACUUCUGGGAUUGUAUUUGAUUUUUUAUCUGAUCAAUGUCUUUGGGAUUCUCAUAAUCCUUGAAUACUUUGUAACAGCUAGUAAUGAAUGAAGGUAAACUCUAGACUAUUAACUAUGAUGCGAGUGGCUGAGUUUUCGGUGAGCUCUUUUUUGCCAUGGAACUUAAUUGGAUGAAAAUUUUCAUUGUUACAAA